AUGCCUUUAACCGUUCUACGACCGACCAUAGCCGACGUGGUAAGUGACGCACAACUUCUCAAAGCCGUCGACAUUCUAAAAGAAAAGACAUCGGCGUCUGCUUACUCGUUGGCAAGUGUGCUGAGUGUUGUCAAGUACGUGCUUAACCAACCCUAUUUCCCGGAAACCGUGUUCGGAAACAAAAAGACUGUCGCCUUCGACUUUAGGGGACAAAAUUACAUUGUCGAAUUCACAGCAUGCAAGAGCCCUAACGAAAUCAAUGCAACGCCCAUGGACGUUGAUUCACGUCUCGGAAACAAUGGCCUAAACAACCAUGUUUCGCACGCUUUGUCCACCUCCUCCCCCACCUCCACUUCCUCUCAAAUAUUACAACCUACCAUCGCCGAUACCCUCGGCGAUACCAAAACCCUCGCGCUCAUAGAAUUACUUCAACGAAAAAUCAAAGAAUCACCUAUUAAACUUGCCAGUUUGGUGUGCAUCGUUAAAGCCGUACUCGAUGAGGUGGGGUUGAAGGGUCGACUUUUUCAAAAUAAAAUAAAGUUCUAUUUUAAUCAGCAAGAGUACAUGAUAGAUUUUGACGAUCAACGUCGACACGAUGAUCUCGACCAUCAAGGGGUCGAGUUGAACGGGAGCAAUUCGAACAUUCCGCAACAAGAAUUAAACCUUUUCAAGAACUCGGAUGUUCAUCACGACGAGGAUGAGGACAUGAUGGACGAACUGGAGAAGGAUGAAAUUGUGGAGGAGCAUCCGCAAGACAACGAAUCGUGGCGCACGCACACUCCAACUGUUACCAAGAGAAAGCGUACCAGUGACAGCCCAAAUUCUGACGACGAUCACUGCGUCCAGCAGAGCACGUCCGCCAAGAGACGUUCCACGGACAAACACAAAGCACCCCCUUUGAGUUGUGAAGCUGUGAAACGACUCUUCACCACCAUCACCAAAACCACCUUACUCCAGAGGCUUGAAGAAUCGAAGGUAUUGAUUUCCGCCAUCAAGGAGAGUUACGCAAACAUUCGACCAUCCACAUCUACGAAAAUAAAUUCAUCCCCACGUCUGAAUCUCUUAUGCCAUCUUCUGCAAUCACCACCAACCUCUCGAAUCGACGGUAUCUCGUCCAAAGUUUUUUCGAACUUGGAACUUUACAAAUUAUUCACAACAUAUAACUCCUAUAAGGAAGAGGUGCUACAACACGACGCUCUAAGCUCACCCAACAAACGAAAUCAGACCUCACCUUCAUCCGACCAAACACCACAGAUAACCUUUCCGACGUACUCCUCGUUCAUCGACCCUACGGUCACCCUACACAUCAAGGAACAGACCGGGGGUAGAGAGGUCGGAAAGCAUCGUUUAAAUUGCGCGUGGAGACUUAGCAUACUAUGUGAAUUGCUGGGCAAGGGCGUGUUACUGAUGACCAAGGAGUUGAGUGGUGCAAAGUUGGAGAGGAUUCUUGUCGAGGAAUUUACCAAAUUGGUGGAGUUUCUGAAAAAUCCGGAAAAUCAUGACUGGGUUGCGAAUGUGAGGGAGAAGAUGGAGUUGUCUGGUUUCGAUGAGGUCUACAUACCUUUGGCUGAGGCGGACAUAGAUAAUAAUGAAGAUCAUGCAGAAAUGAAACCCAAUAUUGGGAUCAAUAGCAACGGUGGUCUUAUCACAUUUGCAAUCGAACCGAAUAUCUCCCAACACAACAUCUCAUCGCAAGUAGUUGAUCCGAGACUAGCCAUUCCUCCGGAGGAUGAGAUGAUGAAUCCCGGACAACAUUAUACGGAAGUCGAACAAAAGAGUGACGCUGUUUCAACUGUGAGGAAUGGACGCCCGAUCACCUUUAUCAAGGGUGGUGCCGUGCGGGCAGAGGGUCAGAAAUUCUGA
Molecule: messenger RNA, 1863 nt
Organism: Acaulospora colombiana
Lineage: Eukaryota; Fungi; Glomeromycota; Glomeromycetes; Diversisporales; Acaulosporaceae
Source: the annotation of a GenBank genome assembly